This is a messenger RNA of Ogataea angusta, 936 nucleotides long. RefSeq lists its product as uncharacterized. The record is from RefSeq and is a predicted model, not a curated record. NCBI's taxonomy places the organism in Eukaryota, Fungi, Ascomycota, Pichiomycetes, Pichiales, Pichiaceae. The coding region runs from base 1 to 936 and encodes 311 amino acids. The transcript has a single exon.
AUGAAGUGGUGGAUUCUGACUCUCCUGGGCCCGGCCCUGGCUGACUCGGUCUUCAACAAGCUGGACGCGCGCACGCAAAACCAGGUGUUCCAGAUCAUCGAACGGUACAACGAUCUGAAGGACGACCAGGUCCAGUUCGAGGAGUGGAUUUCUCCCGACAACAACGCCUACAUCGUCCCGCGAUACCGCGCCGCGGCCGUUGCCGAUGCGCCGUACGUCUAUGGCAACGGGUACCAGUUCUAUGGCUCCGACAACGACGCGGUCGGGUCCCUGGCGACGGAGACGGGACAGCAGAUGGGGCUGAUCAAGGAGGAGGACAUUGCCGCGCAGGGCUUCCCGAACGUGUUCAAGAAGCUGAAGGACCACAUCCACGGCUCCUGCGAGGAGGAGGGCGGUGCCGAGGAGUACUUUCCGUUCGGCGCGCGCAAGUUCCUGCUCGUGGGUGUGAAGAAGGAGUCGGUGGAAUUUGUUGCGGACAAAAACAGCUUGCAGGCCCGAGAGCCCGACGGCUCUGUUGACGCCAACUGGUGGCCUAAGAAAAAAAAGGAGGACGACUGCGACGGCGAGGAGGAGCAGAAAAAGCUAUUUGGCACCGACAAGUUCUUCUUUGUGGGCAUCGGCUCUGUUGACAACACGACCGCAAACCUCAGACCGGUCUCAGCUGCCCGCUCGUCUCCGCUGUCGCCUUUGGAGUACGCCUCCCGAAACAAGCAGGUUGCACAGAACGCGGUCUCUGCUAUGUCUCCUGCGCCGCGUGUCCCAACAACACUCUCUCUCAGCUACCAGACAAAGCCCAACGCGAGCGUAGACCUGUUCAAGCAGUUCCAGAACAAAAGCAGUCUGGAGGUGCAGAACGACGCCGCCGCGGCGUCCGGCCGCUCGCUGUCGCUGAUCGGGGCCCUGGUUCUGAUCGGGUCGUCGGUCCUGCUGUUCUAG